Molecule: messenger RNA, 354 nt
Organism: Cetraspora pellucida
Lineage: Eukaryota; Fungi; Glomeromycota; Glomeromycetes; Diversisporales; Gigasporaceae
Source: the annotation of a GenBank genome assembly
CAAUUAUUGUUUUUUAAAAUGAAUUCUAAUGAGAAAAAUAUUAAUAAAUCAAUUUCUAUAAUAACUAAAAAUAAAAAAAAAAGUGGUGGUUGUUCAGAAGGUCCAGUUUGGAAUUAUUUUACUAAAAGAGAAAAAAUAGGAAAAGGAAAAUAUCAGAUAAUAUGUAAUUUGUAUGAUGCAUCUUGGAAUUAUAAUGAACUAAUUGAAUUAGAAAGUCAUUUAGCUAAUUAUUAUUCAAAAGCUGAUCCAAAGAUUAUUAGACAAUUUUUUAUAAAAAUUCUUUCAAAUACUUCUAAAGAAAACAUUCUUAAUAAAAAAAGAAAAAGCAACAUUCAAGGAAAUUUUGAUCAAUAU